Messenger RNA from Eurypyga helias (sunbittern), 879 nucleotides. RefSeq names its product carnitine O-palmitoyltransferase 1, liver isoform-like. The record is from RefSeq and is a predicted model, not a curated record. The transcript is spliced from 7 exons. Gene Ontology annotation, cellular component: mitochondrion. Gene Ontology annotation, biological process: carnitine metabolic process; fatty acid metabolic process. The annotation marks the transcript as partial. Gene Ontology annotation, molecular function: carnitine O-palmitoyltransferase activity. NCBI's taxonomy places the organism in Eukaryota, Metazoa, Chordata, Aves, Eurypygiformes, Eurypygidae.
AUGGCAGAAGCUCAUCAAGCAGUAGCUUUUCAGUUUACAGUAACUCCAGAUGGGAUUGACCUGCGGAUGAGCCAUGAGGCACUCAAACAGAUCUACCUGUCUGGUGUCCAUUCAUGGAAGAAGAAGUUCAUCAGAUUCAAGAAUGGGAUUAUCACUGGCGUUUAUCCUGCGAGCCCAUCUAGCUGGCUUAUUGUCGUUGUGGGCGUGAUGUCAACAAUGUAUGCCAAAAUUGAUCCUUCUUUAGGAAUAAUAGCUAAAAUCAACCGAACGCUUGACACAACCGGCUGUAUGUCAAACCAAACGCAGAACGUCGUGAGCGGAAUUCUUUUUGGCACGGGGCUUUGGGUUGCCCUUAUUGUCACGAUGCGCUACUCUCUAAAAAUGCUGCUUUCCUAUCACGGUUGGAUGUUCGCCGAACAUGGCAAACUUUCUGCAGGCACCAAAUUUUGGAUGACACUUGUAAAACUCUUCUCAGGACGUAAACCCAUGUUAUACAGUUUCCAGACAUCUCUACCGCGAUUGCCAGUUCCAGCCGUUAAAGACACAGUCAACAGGUAUCUGGAAUCAGUUCGGCCGCUUAUGGAUGAUGAAGAGUUCAAAAGAAUGGAGGGUCUUGCCAAAGACUUUGCAUUUAAUUUGGGACCAAGGCUGCAGUGGUAUUUGAAACUGAAAUCCUGGUGGGCCACAAACUAUGUUAGCGAUUGGUGGGAAGAAUAUAUCUACCUUAGGGGACGGGGACCGAUCAUGGUUAAUAGUAACUAUUUUGCAAUGGACUUCCUUUAUUUAUCUCCCACGACCCUGCAGGCAGCUAGAGCUGGUAAUGUUAUCCAUGCCAUCCUGCUCUAUCGGAAAAAACUGGACAGACAAGAAAUCAAGCCG